Messenger RNA from Pyricularia oryzae 70-15, 201 nucleotides. RefSeq lists its product as uncharacterized. NCBI's taxonomy places the organism in Eukaryota, Fungi, Ascomycota, Sordariomycetes, Magnaporthales, Pyriculariaceae. The record is from RefSeq and is a predicted model, not a curated record. The transcript is spliced from 2 exons. Bases 1 to 201 code for a protein of 66 amino acids.
AUGUCAGCGCCGCAUAGCUUUUUGUUGGAUGCACAGUCGGCGGCCCUGUCCCGCGGUGCAACACCACCAUUCAGCAGACGUAAAACCAGGGCCUGCUGCGCCAAGCCAGUCGCCCAAGAAAAACUAAGAUUCCAAGACCUGCCAUUCGGUAUGGCGAGCCAGAACAGGCAGACCUGGUUUGUUGAAACUCCGCUAAAAUAA